Bursaphelenchus okinawaensis is the source of this 649-nucleotide messenger RNA. The record is from the annotation of a GenBank genome assembly. NCBI's taxonomy places the organism in Eukaryota, Metazoa, Nematoda, Chromadorea, Rhabditida, Aphelenchoididae.
AUGGAGAUGCUGAAGUAAGUUCUUAGAAGCAAGAUACCGACAAGAUGGUAUAUACUAUACUGUACUAUACUAUACUAUACUAUACUAUACCAUACUAUACUAUACUAUACUAUACUAUACUAUACUAUACUAUACUAUACUAUACUAUACUAUACUAUACUAUACUAUACUAUACUAUACUAUACUAUACUAUACUAUACUAUACUAUACUAUACUAUACUAUACUAUACUAUACUAUACUAUACUAUACUAUACUAUACUAUACUAUACUAUACUAUACUAUACUAUACUAUACUAUACUAUACUACCCUACCCUAUCACCCCUUAGGACCAUUUGACGUCAUAUUAUUUCAGUUUAGCUACCGACCUGUUGAUUACCAGUAUGAACCGUAAACCCGAAAACAACCCCUGCCACCUCUGUUUGAUAGACCAAGCCAAAGCGCCAGUCUUCUGCCUUCAAUGUUUGAAGAUCGUUUCUUGUAAAUGGUGUUUUUUAUUAUACUUGACUGAAGAGCCCACCAAUGCUGUCAAAUGCCUGAAUUGCCAAAGAAUCAGCCCAAAAGAAUGUAGUUUAUUCGCUAGAGUAUAUCGCCGAGAGGCGGGAAAAGUGCACGAGCCCUACUAUCCUUAUCGAAAAGGAUUUAGAUGA